GCGCUGUCAGCGCAGGGCGGCGAGCGGAAUGCAGCGGCCCGAGGCCUGGCCACGUCCGCACCCGGGGGAGGGGGCCGCGGCCGCCCAGGCCGGGGGCGCGGCACCGCCCGCCCGAGCCGGGGAGCCCGCGGGGUCGCGGUUGCAGGAACCUUCUCUCUACACCAUCAAGGCUGUUUUCAUCCUAGAUAAUGACGGACACCGCCUGCUGGCCAAGUAUUAUGAUGACACGUUUCCCUCCACGAAGGAGCAGAUGGCCUUCGAGAAAAAUGUCUUCAAUAAGACCAGUCGGACGGACAGUGAGAUCGCGUUUUUCGGGGGCAUGACCAUCGUCUACAAGAGCAGUAUUGACCUCUUCCUGUACGUGGUGGGCUCGUCCUACGAGAACGAGCUGAUGCUCAUGUCCGUUCUCACCUGCCUGUUUGAGUCCCUGAACCACAUGUUAAGGAAGAACGUGGAGAAGCGCUGGCUGCUGGAGAACAUGGACGGAGCCUUCCUGGUGCUGGACGAGAUUGUGGACGGCGGCGUGAUUCUGGAGAGCGACCCCCAGCAGGUGAUCCAGAAAGUGAAUUUUAGGGCAGAUGACAGCGGCUUGACUGAACAGAGCGUGGCCCAGGUCUCCCUGCACAGACUAAUCCUGAGUUUACGGAGCUUCCUGCCCUGGCACUAACCACCUCCUGCUGUGGUGGCCCAGGCCGAGAUGGGUGCAUAAUGUCCCGUGUGGAGCCCCAGGUGUGGCGCCCACUUUCCUGUCACUGUUCUUGGUGCCCACCCUGCCACUCCCUCCUCCUGAGUCCCCAGGCGCCCUCACAACCUGCUGGGAGGAGCGCAGCCCCGUGGCAGUUUUCUGACCCAAAGAGGUUAGGGAGCAUGGCAGAGUGGAUAAGGACAUGGGCACUGGUGUGAGUCACCCCAGUGUGUCUGUUCCACUCUACCCCCUAGAAUCUGGGUGACCUGGGCAAGCCCCUCAGCCUCUCACAGCCUCACAUGAUCAGGGCGAGCUCCUCACGGAGUUAUUAGGAGAAACGGAUGAGCUAACGCGUGGAAAACCCUUUGCUCCUAUUUUUCCAGAGGGGGGUAGAAUGAAGAUGCAGCACUUUCAGUGGAAUUAUUGAGUAAAAACCAGGGAAGAUGCAGAGAGUGAGUGGGAGACGAAACGAGGAGGAGGCUAGGGUCUGGCCAGAAGCAGGAGAACCCCCAGGGCCAGGCGGUCCCUGAGAGAGGAAGGGAGGCUGUGCAGAAAGAAGGGACAGACAGAUUGGGAUGAGCCUUCCAAAGGGAGUGAGGCUUGGUGGCUGGAGGGACAACCUGUGUGUGUGCACAUUUGUGGGGAUUUGCAUAAGCACCGGACUGAGCCUGUUUUCUCAGCUGCAGGGGACUCGAUGAACAAUCUGAGUGCAGGUGUCCCGAGGCAGCCUGUGGGCAGUCCCCCUCUGCCAGCUGUGCCACAUCAGCAGUGUGUUGGGGUGGGGCGUGGAGGACAGACACGCUGCCAGCCAGGGCCAGCCCUAGAGUUUUGCUGAGGUGUCUGGGCUCAGAAGUGUCAGGCCUGGCCCCAGUUCCUGCCUGGACGUGGCACUGUGGGCGGCAGCUAGCACGACGGGGUAUGGGAAAGCCGGGCCUCGGGCAACACCCACCGCUGCGGAUGCAGACACCAGCAGAGGGCUGGGCAGGUCUGGGCCUGGGCUGGGAGCUGGCUGCAGCCAGUUUGGACUGCUCUUUCUCCGGCUGGCCUGGCCCAGCUGAAGUCAGGCAGAGAUGAGCUGCUGCCACCUAGUGGCCGGGAGUUGCAGGGACACAUAAGGAAGGUGGGCUGCAGACCUCCCUCUCACUGCGGUAUCGAGGUACUUGACACGCUCCCAAAUUCUCUCCUCCUUCCUCCCAC
This is a messenger RNA of Phyllostomus discolor (pale spear-nosed bat), 1882 nucleotides long. RefSeq names its product COPI coat complex subunit zeta 2 (gene COPZ2). Gene Ontology annotation, cellular component: COPI vesicle coat. The coding region runs from base 29 to 667 and encodes 212 amino acids. Lineage: Eukaryota; Metazoa; Chordata; Mammalia; Chiroptera; Phyllostomidae. The transcript has 9 exons. Gene Ontology annotation, biological process: retrograde vesicle-mediated transport, Golgi to endoplasmic reticulum; intracellular protein transport; intra-Golgi vesicle-mediated transport. The record is from RefSeq and is a predicted model, not a curated record.